AUGGCCUCGGCAACGAAAUACGUCCAGCUAGCCAGGACGCUCCCCAAACCCCUACAGCGAGUCUUUGCCCGAUGGCCGCCGGCGUCUAUUCAGUCCCCGGGGGCUGCACCGACCCCGUACCAGGAGCAGAGACCUGAUCCGUUCCGGUUCUACAACCACCCCGUCACGGGGAAAUGGCAGGACCCAGUGUACUCGUACCGCCGACAAGCGCAGCUCGUGCAGAUGGCACGCGAGCACGGCAUCGAGGACCUCCUGCCCGAGACGACCAAGGGGUACGAGUACCGACUCGCGCACCGCGUCGAGCACGGCCUGAGAGUGAAGGGCACAGGCGUGGGACAAAAGGUCAAGGGUCACAUCCACGAACGACACAUGAUUGCAAAGAUGGAGCAGCGAAGGAAGGCCAUGCUGGAGAUGCCCAAGCUGAUCAAGGCCUGGAAGAGGGUGGGAAAGAGGAACUGGACCAAAUGGCCCAAGUAG
This is a messenger RNA of Metarhizium album ARSEF 1941, 477 nucleotides long. Its product is annotated as ribosomal protein MRPL25. NCBI's taxonomy places the organism in Eukaryota, Fungi, Ascomycota, Sordariomycetes, Hypocreales, Clavicipitaceae. The coding region runs from base 1 to 477 and encodes 158 amino acids. Gene Ontology annotation, cellular component: mitochondrial large ribosomal subunit. The record is from RefSeq and is a predicted model, not a curated record. Gene Ontology annotation, molecular function: structural constituent of ribosome. The transcript has 3 exons.